AUGUCGACCACGGCCAGCGCCACGAGCGCGCCCACGGCCACACCUACAGGAGGCAAGGAUGGAGGAGGAAACAGCCCGACCAACUCCCCUCUGCUCUUCUUCGUCGCCCUGGGCUUUGGUGUCGUCUUCACGAAUCUCUGGAUCAUUGUCGGCGUCAAGUACUGCUUUCGAUACAACCAGCGCAGUCGAGCUGCGCGCACUCUCAACGAGAAUGGAGAACCCAUCGACCUCGCCACGAUGCAGCAUCAGCGCCGCCGGCGGAAGGAGAAGAAGCUCAUGUCCAUGGAGGAUGUGAAUGAGCGCUUUCCAUUGACCAAGUACAAGGUCUGGCGGUCGAGACGUGAAGCCGAGGGCCUCCCUGCCGUGGGUGGUGUCACGGCGCCGCCGAGUCGUGCGCCGAGCGUGAGGAAUGUGGAUGGCGAGACUGAUGGUAUUGGAAAUGACUCGACCGUGGACCUGGGAAAACACUCGGCCGAGUCUGCACGGCCACAGACUGUGCUGAGUAUGGCACGCGAGGAUCACGCCAAUGCGAUUGCGGAUGGACGGCCGUCGGAUGUGGCACCUGCUGUGACGGWGGGAGACAAGACAGACAAGGCCGGCACUGUGGAAACACUCGAGGUUGCGGAAACACCGGUUGCUGAAAGGAGGCAAGACUCGCUAACGACUGAUGCUGAUGCUGAUGAGGAUGAGGAUGAUCCCAUCCGGACCGCUGCCCCUCCUGAGAUGCUGGGAGCGCCUGGCGACUCUUGUGCGAUCUGUCUCGACACUCUUGAUGAUGAGGACGAUGUGCGAGGUCUCACCUGCGGCCAUGCUUUCCACGGAUCCUGUGUCGACCCAUGGCUGACGAGUAGAAGGGCAUGCUGCCCACUCUGCAAAGCCGACUACUAUGUCCCAAAACCCAGACCAGCAGGAGAGGAUGUUCAGGAUGGCGCGCGAAGACCUGGCCGCGGCAUGCCCAACCCUCCCCAGACGGCGUGGAUAUCCAGCAGAGGUGUUGUUUUCAGACCACCACGCAUGCUGUUUGCUCACCGAGGAUUCUACGCCAGCGAUUCAUUGACCGAUCGGACAUUCUUCGCCUCGCCAGCCACACAACAAGCACAAGGAACUACCGCCACGCAGCCGACAUCUACGGAGACUGCAUCUCAGCAACCCGCCCGAACAUGGCGAUCCAGGCUACCUACAAUGCCACGCUUCACACGAGGCACAUCUCAGCCGCAGGCUACUACGCCGCACGGUGCUGUCGAGGAAACCACUGUCACAGCGAGCGAGCUCGAAGCCGGCACUCGGAGGUGA
Molecule: messenger RNA, 1293 nt
Organism: Ramularia collo-cygni
Lineage: Eukaryota; Fungi; Ascomycota; Dothideomycetes; Mycosphaerellales; Mycosphaerellaceae
Product: related to ring finger protein 11
Exons: 2
Coding region: 1-1293 (430 amino acids)
Biological process (GO): ubiquitin-dependent protein catabolic process
Cellular component (GO): cytoplasm
Molecular function (GO): ubiquitin protein ligase activity
Source: RefSeq, a predicted model, not a curated record